UACUCGCGGAGGUUCAGAGACACUCUGUCCGUGAAUCCGAGCGAAAUGAAUUGGAACGCCUAAACCCCCGAGAAACCCUAACCAUGCGGACAUGGAACCUGUAGUGCCCAGCAGCAGCAGCAGUUGAAAAAUGGGGGACAUUUCUCGAGGUGUUGCCAUGCACCAAUUCCCUCGACGAGUUGAGGGAGUGUUGGUGCCCAAGAUCGAUGGCAAGUUGGGCCGGAGCAUCUGCGCCUGGUGAUAGGGUUCAGGAGCAGCAUUUAGAAUUAGAAUUCGGAGCUGUCGCUGACAGCUGAGGGGCAGAGUUUUGGAAGAUUUGCGUCGUGACAGGGAUCGGAGGAGGUUUGGGUUUUGGCAAGGAUGGCAGGUGGGGGUGGACUUGCGGCGCUUGUAGGAAAACCUCAGAAGCAGCAUAGGAAAGCGAAGUCAGGACCCACUGCGGAGAAGAAAGCUGCUGUUGAUAAGAAGAAACGUGGAUUGGGAACUGCCAAGGAAAAUCCGAAGGCAUUCACAUUUCAGUCCGCAGCGAAAGCAAAACGACUCCAAGCGAGAACUGCAGAGAAAGAUCAACGCAGGCUUCACGUACCUGUUAUCGAUCGUUCUUCUGGAGAACCACCCCCUUUUAUCAUCGUUGUUCAAGGCCCACCCGGUGUUGGUAAAACACUUCUUAUUCAAUGUCUAGUCAAGCAUUACACGAAACACAAUCUUUCAGAUGUUCGCGGACCCAUAACUGUUGUUUCAGGAAAACAGAGGAGGCUCCAAUUUGUGGAAUGUGCUAACGAUAUCAAUGCUAUGAUAGAUGCUGCGAAGUUCGCAGAUCUUGUCCUACUGCUUAUUGAUGGCAGUUACGGUUUCGAGAUGGAAACAUUCGAGUUCCUGAACGUGCUCCAGGUCCAUGGAUUUCCCAAAGUCAUGGGUGUUCUGACACAUUUGGAUCAGUUUAAGGAUCCGAAGCGCCUGCGCAAGACUAAGAAGCGACUGAAGAAUCGAUUUUGGACCGAAAUAUACGAUGGAGCGAAGCUUUUUUACUUAUCUGGUCUUCUGCACGGAAAGUACCCAAAACGUGAGGUGCACAACCUGGCUAGAUUUGUGUCCAUUGCAAAGUUUAGACCUUUGACAUGGCGCAUUAACCAUCCAUAUCUUCUAGCUGAUCGCUUUGAGGACGUCACUCCUCCUGAUCGAAUCCAUCAGGAUCCGAAAUGCGACCGGAAUGUAACCAUUUAUGGUUAUCUCCGUGGGAGUAACCUGAAGCGAGAUAUGAAGGUGCAUAUUGCUGGUGUAGGAGACUGUAAGCUGGCUGGGGUUGCGGCUUUGAUGGAUCCAUGUCCGCUGCCUUCCGCGACCAAGAAGAAGGGUCUCCGAGAGAAGGAAAAGCUGCUAUAUGCUCCAAUGUCUGAUGUUGGAGAGAUGCUUUAUGACAAGGAUGCUGUCUAUAUCAACAUCAACGAUCACCAAGUACAAUUCUCCAAAAAGGAGAGUGAUGAAGGGGACGACGAAGCGGGAGAGAAGAGAAAGGAAGACAUGGAUGUCGGCGAAGCCAUGGUGAAGACACUUCAGAACACGAAGUACUCCAUUGAUGAGAAACUGUCUCAAAGUUUCAUUCAGCUCUUCAAGGGAUCCGCUCCAGUUAAUGUAGCGCCAACCAGUGAAGAAAAUGAUGAUGCUUCCAGUGACGACGACGAGAAUGGAAGCGUGGAUGAUGAAGAUUCAGACGAGGAGGACGGUGACGAGGACGCUGCUUUGGCAGGUCUGCAGCCUUCUCGUACGAAACGAUCCACACCCUCAAAGACCAACGAUGCCAUUUCUGAUGAUGAAUCAGAGCCGGCUUCGGGUGAAAGUAGCGAUGAAGAUUCGGACGAGAUUGACGAUCUCAGUGAAACAGACGAGGAUGCAGAUUCGGGGUCUGAUGAGGAUGUGGGUAAGUUACUGAGAGUAGGGGCUUCUCAAAAAAAGUCAAGUCUGAAAAAAUUCCCCACGGAAGUGGCGGAAAUGCAAAAUGGAAGGAGGAGGCGAAGGGCAGUAUUUGAAGACGAAGAGAUGCCCGAUAGUGGUGAUCAUGAAGGGGAAGAGAAUCUAAACUUCGCAGGUUCCAGCGACGACGAUGGUGAUGAUGAUGAAAUAGAAGAUUUAAGCACCGGAUUACACCGAAAGAAGGUCAUUGAUGAGAAUUAUGUCAGCACGGACGAUGACAACAGCGAAGAAGAGGAAGACGAAGAUGAUGAGAUUUCUGAAGAUAUAGAAAUGGAAAAUGGCAAUGAUACAGAAACUGUGGUCUCUAAAGAGAUCGAAGCCAACGGCAAAAAGCCAAGACGGAAGAAAGGAGUGGAAGUCGAGCUGGGUGACGGGGCUGCUAACUGGAAAGAAGGUCUGAUGUCCCGGGCAAUGGCGAUUGCGAAAAAUAAAGUGAAUCUGAUGCAUCUGGUAUAUGGCAGACCUGGUGCAAAGGCCAGUCAAUCAUCCUUCAAGGGAUCUCAAGUGGAUGGUGACUCAGAUGAAAGUGACGAAGAAGAACUUUUCCGAAUUAGACGAGAUUCACAAAAGGGAGCCAGCAGCACAGGUAUUGAUGGGAAUGAUCUGGAUACAGAGGAUUGCUCUAAACUGUAUCUAGAUCCUAGUGGUCUGAGCGACUGGAAAGAUGAUGAAAAAAUCGAAAGUAUCCGUGACCGUUUUGUUACUGGAGAUUGGGAGAAAGCUGCUAAGCGAGAAAGGGGUGAGAUCGACGAAGAUGACGAUGAGGAUGAGGUAUACGGAGAAUUUGAAGACUUAGAGACGGGUGAGAAACAUUCAGGAGCCGAAGAUGCGAAGGUGGCAAAGAAAGAUCAAAGCUUAGUUCCUUUGAAGGGAGAAACAUCUGCCGAAGCUGAGGAAAGGAGACUGAAGAAACUUGCGCUGAGAGCCAAAUUUGAUAAUAAAUAUGAUGGCUCAGAGGAUAUGGAUGAUGGAGACGGUGGCAAGGCUAGCGCAAGAACUAAACAUCAUCAAAGUGGUGGUACAGAGCCGGGAGAGAAGGAUUACUUUGACAAGGUCAAAGAUGAGAUUGAGCUCAGAAAGCAGAAGAAUCUUGCUGAGCUCGGAGAGAUUGAUGAUGAAACCAGGAUAGAAAUGGAAGGAUUUAGGGGCGGUACCUAUUUACGAAUAGAACUUCACGGCAUGCCUUGCGAAAUGGUCCAGUACUUUGAUCCUAGUCAUCCAAUUCUCGUGGGAGGUGUCGGAAGGGGUGAAGAAACUGUCGGCUAUAUGCAGGCACGAUUCAAGAAGCACAGGUGGCAUCGCAAAGUUCUGAAGAACCGAGAUCCCCUUAUUGUGUCCGUUGGUUGGAGACGGUAUCAGACAAUACCUAUUUACUCUUUAGAGGAUCGGAAUGCUCGACACCGAAUGCUUAAGUAUACACCAGAACAUAUGCAUUGUCUUGCCACUUUCUGGGGCCCCCUUGCACCUCCAAACGCAGGAAUGGUGGCUUUCCAAAAUCUUUCCAACAAUCAGUCAUCCUUUCGAAUAAGUGCCACAGGUGUGGUACUCGAGUUAGAUCAGGCGGUUGCCAUAGUGAAAAAACUUAAGCUUGUUGGGUACCCAUACAAGAUCUUCAAAAAGACUGCUUUCGUGAGAGAUAUGUUUACCUCGGCCCUCGAAGUAGCGAGGUUUGAAGGAGCUGCCGUGCGGACUGUUAGUGGCAUUCGGGGUCAAAUAAAGAAGGCCGUGAAGACUGGUCAAGGUGCAGAAGGUAGUAUACGCUGCACCUUUGAGGAUAAAAUAUUAAUGAGUGACAUAGUGUUUCUUCGGGCAUGGACACGAGUGGAAGUUCCGAAGUUUUUCAACCCUGUAACUACUCUUCUACAAGCCCGAGACGCGACGUGGAAAGGGAUGAAGACGGUCGCAGAGUUACGGCGGGAGAGGAAUCUCUCCAUCCCUGUCAACAAGGACUCUCUUUACAAGCCAAUUGAAAGACACGUCAGAAAGUUCAACGCGUUGAAGAUACCGAAGCAGCUGCAAACUGCUCUUCCCUUUGCUUCGAAACCGAAGCAGAAGCCUAAACGCAAGGAGAAAACGCUGGAGACCAAACGUGCCGUUGUUAUGGAACCUCACGAACGCAAACUUCACACUCUUGUUCAGCAACUGAACACCAUCCGGAAAGAGAAGGCCAAGAAGCGGAAGGAAUCAAACACCAAGAGGCGAGAAGUUCAUGAGCUGAAGAAGGCGAAGGAGGAACAGAUUAGCAAGUUGCAUCAACGGGAAGAAAGACGAAAGCGCUACAGGGACGAAGCAAGUAAAGAAAAAAUCAAAGAGCUGGGUCGCAAGCAAAAGCCCAAGAGGCAAAAAACUUAAUGAAGUAGUCUUAAGUUAGUUCUUGGCACCCUCAAAAGGCAAGGACAUCAUUUUAAGAACCAUAUAUAAUGCAUUCAUUUAUUCACCCACCCAGAGAUAUUGCUGGGUGCGCAUUGUAAGGAUUUCUUUUUCAAAGUAGUUAUCAGCCCGUGAGGACGUAGAUGCAGUUGUAUCGCCAAUAGGGUGAACGAGAUAUGUACCAUAAUCAUGAGUAGAGAGAAAUAGACGAGGCCUCGGAAUUGUGCAAAUCAUUAAUUUGGUCAGCCGAAUUGGCAAAUGAGAGUUUUGCCUCAGUCGUGAGCACGAAUUUAGGCAAUUCUAAGGCAAUACUUCCUUGCUUAGUCUAGCCUUGUUGAAUACAAGAAUGGAACAGAAAUCGGUGAAGUCUCUUGACUCUUUG
Marchantia polymorpha subsp. ruderalis is the source of this 4723-nucleotide messenger RNA. Lineage: Eukaryota; Viridiplantae; Streptophyta; Marchantiopsida; Marchantiales; Marchantiaceae. The record is from the annotation of a GenBank genome assembly.